CGUCACACGCAUGCGCAAACUUCCAGGCUUUCGUCAUACGGAAGUAAACAUGCUCGAUCGAAAGUACGCUGCUCGCGUCUGGAAGCCUGCGGAGUAAAAGGGGGCAAACUUUCAUAAAAGCGUUGAGUGACAAUUAAAUUCCGAUACACAUUCUGACAGUUUCGGGAUGAACACCACGUUGAAGCACUGGAAGGAGGCGGCCACCCUUAUUUUAGCCGCAGGUCACAAGCUCGGUGCGGACGGUGUAGCGUCAAGGACACCGCUGACAGCCGCUCCAGCUUCCCCGCUGACCGGCGCUCACGGACGGCCACACCUGCCGCACGAGUCCUGCUUCGACUACGACGUGUUACUCCUUAAACGAAGCAGUACAAGUACAUUCAUGCCCAAUGCGUAUGUGUUUCCCGGCGGCUUGGUGCACUCGUCGGACUUUUCGAGCGAAUGGCUGGACGUUUUCAAGUCUUUCGGCAAGUCCCCACAUUUUGGUUUGAGAGGUGUCACCCAGCCGGGAGACACCAGGCCCCCGUUGUUCGCCACGGACCGACUGAAACUGGGCUCCCCUAUUCCCGGAGAGGUCGCUUUCCGGAUCUGCGCCCUGCGGGAGACGUUUGAGGAGUGCGGUGUGCUCCUGUUUGUGUCAAAACAGGAGGAGAAACAUCUAUUAAAAAGCAUAGAGAGCAGCAGUACCCCUGGUCUAGAAGGUCCACUGCAUGACAACGUCAACGAGCUGUGCAGUCGCGAGCUCAGCAAGUGGAGGGAUCUGGUUAACCAGAACCCCUCUAACUUCAUCCUGAUGUGCAGAGAGUUGGAUGUGCUGCCCAACAUCUGGGCUUUACAAGAGUGGGGCAACUGGCUGACUCCCGAGGGCCGAUAUGGGGUGAGAAGGUUUGACACCGCUUUCUUCAUCUGCUGCCUGCAGGAGAUCCCACCGGCACUCCAAGAUGACAAAGAAAUAGUGUCCAUUAAGUGGUCCACACCCUCAGAGGUUCUCCGGAGCUACCAGGCACAGGAGUUUUGGAUCGCCCCUCCACAGGUCUAUGAGAUCAGUCGCAUGUGCCGCAUACCUUUGCUGAAUGACCUCCACACCUUCUCCUGCCGGCGGGCCACAGAGGGCUGCGAACAGCUGCUGCCUGUCCUCUCCUUAAAAGAUGAACAGCACACAGUACUGCUGCCAGGGGACAGUUGCUACCCGUCGGCCACCUCAGGGGAAGCUGCGCUGGGUACGAGCUCAGACCCCGAGCUGGACGAUCCUCAGGAGGAACAUUCGGCACUGCACCGCAUUGUGACAGUCGAUCCGUACACGAUAACUCUACAGAUCACCAUCACUCCCAAGUACAAUCACCUGCUACCCGUCUCAGGGCAGACCUUCCCGUAUGACUCAAAAAGUAAGCUUUGACACGCCGGUUUGAUGAGACCUUGUCUUUGUACAUUGAAGCAAGACUGCUUUUUCCUCACAUCAGGUGGGCCCUUUACACAGAGACAUGUUGCCUUGGCACAGACGGAAAAGCACAGAUUUUACUAACAGAACAAAGCUCAGUUCUGUUAGAUGUCCCCCGGCAUUGUUUUUGUAGUACUACUGUUUCUAAAUCCUGGUGUGUCGAGGCUUCAAGCCGGGGCAGUGUGACACGUGCACACUGCUGGGAACCUGAAACUGAAACGGCUUAAUGUAAUUACGCCGCGGUUGAUUUUAAUAUUAACACCUCUUGCGUUUGCUACUGUCAAAACGCCUUAGUAAAAAGGUUUAUUGAGCGCCUGUCAAUGACGAGCUUAGACUCUUUUUUUGCAGACUGAAAAAUAGCAUAAUGACAGUUGUGCUAUUUUUUUUAUCUCAUGAGACUUUUCUAUUCAUUGUCAUCAGAUCGAGAGACAAAUAAGUCAUUAACGAAUAAGAAGUAAUUUCUUAUGGGCUUAUUAUACAAAGACUUUACUCUGUUACUAAUUUCCCAUAAAUUGAAGACGCCACUUCAGGAGAAUUAUGAGACUUUAAAUGGUUCAAGCUUCACUUGUUGUAGUGGAAGCCCUGUUUGUUUGAUCGCCCGAGCUAAUUCCUUAUAAAUCCAAAGUAUUUGAGAUUGUGCCCAAAACUACAAACAACAACACUAGCUGAGAGAUAUGAACAAAAUCUUCCAUCCCAAUAAUGGUCAUUUUAUUUCUUGGUGAUACUCAUUACUGCAUUUUUCUGGUAAUUUAAUAUAACAAUGGUGAUAUGAUGGUUUUAGUGUGUUGAAUUAAACUGUUGAUAACCCAGAAAAAUG
This is a messenger RNA of Pungitius pungitius (ninespine stickleback), 2252 nucleotides long. It is a transcript of the gene nudt19, whose product is annotated as nudix (nucleoside diphosphate linked moiety X)-type motif 19. The record is from RefSeq and is a predicted model, not a curated record. Gene Ontology annotation, molecular function: hydrolase activity, acting on acid anhydrides, in phosphorus-containing anhydrides. NCBI's taxonomy places the organism in Eukaryota, Metazoa, Chordata, Actinopteri, Perciformes, Gasterosteidae. Gene Ontology annotation, cellular component: mitochondrion. The coding region runs from base 167 to 1393 and encodes 408 amino acids. The transcript is spliced from 3 exons.